AUGUCCCUCCUCGCCAGCAACGCCACUUCUCUGCCCGACCUCCUCCUCUUCACCGCCCCGCCCUCAGAGCGCACCCUCAACUGGACCAACGUCGCCAUCGCCUUUGCCUUCGUCUUCCUCGACGUCGUCACCUCCUUCGCAUUCGGCCUCGGUAUAGGAACAUCUCUCCUCAGCGCCGCAGCGCGAUGCGUAGUCCAGUUAUCGCUGGUGGCGGUGAUAUUGAGGAAGGUGUUCGAGUCGAAUAGCCCGUGGGUCGUGGCGUUCUUCGCUGGUCGGUUCUCGUUUCACUCUGCUCGGCGUUUUGGUUUUGGUAGCUCGAGCGCGCGCGGGGGCGUGCUGCUCAACCUCCUCGGUACCUUCGAAACAGUCGUAAACAAGGCAGACCGGCGGCACAAAUACAUGUUCUUCUCCACGCUCUCCGGGAUGCUCGUAUCCAGCAUCCCGAUAUCCAUCAUCGGCGCGCGCUUCGCCAUGGCGAAGAACCCCUUCUGGGAGCCCGCAGAGUUCAUUCCGAUCGUGGGCAUGCUGUGUGGUAACACCAUAUCGGGCAUCGUCGUAUCCGUGAACUACCUGCUCAAAGAGGUCGAGGAAAAUCGCGACAAGGUCGAGAUGUAUCUCGCGUUCGGCGCGACGCGUAUGGAGGCGUGCAAGCCCAUGGCCACCGACGCCCUGCGUCUAGCCUUGGCGCCAAUCGUCAACCGCAUGAGCGUCCUAGGCAUCAUCUCCAUCCCGGGCAUGAUGACCGGCGCGAUCCUGGGCGGCGCGUCCGUCGAGUACGCGGCGCGCCUGCAGGUGAUCAUCAUAUUCAUGAUAUCCGCGUCGACGACGCUGGCGGCGAUCGUGGCGACGGGCGCGGCGCUUGCGGUGGUGGUGGACGGCGAGCAUCGGGUCAGGGAGGACCGCGUGGACGGGCGGCCGCAUGGUGUGUAUAGGGCGGCGGAGUGGGUUGGGGAGCGCGUGGUGGGUGGGGUGAAGAGGGUGGUGGGUGGGGUGAAGAGGGUGUUUGAGAGAAGGCAAGAGGGGGAUGUGGGUGAGGGUGAGGGUGAGGGAAGGGGUGGGGAAGGAGACGGGGAGAGAGAGAGGCUGUUGGACCAAGAUUGA
Molecule: messenger RNA, 1101 nt
Organism: Pleurotus ostreatus (oyster mushroom)
Lineage: Eukaryota; Fungi; Basidiomycota; Agaricomycetes; Agaricales; Pleurotaceae
Exons: 7
Coding region: 1-1101 (366 amino acids)
Source: RefSeq, a predicted model, not a curated record